AUGCGCAAGACGGAUGAUGAAGUUACUAUAGAACACAACGACACUUUCUUGCGUUGGUUCAAAGAGCAGGUUCGUGCUAAUCCCCCUGAAGAGCGCAGUGCGGACGGGUUUCUCAUACACAUCUUAGCACAGGGCUCCGCGCCCAAACUCGUGUCCUAUGAGGCAUACGAUAUCAAUGGGUACACGUUCUACACAGAGGCCAAAGACAGGGACAGUGAUUACCAGAACUCAGGGGUGACGACUGAAUACGUGACCGACUCCAACGACACAAUUGAAAGAUUCUACAGAAGGGUCGAAGAGAUCUGGGAGCAUAACUAUGCUGGAAAUCACGAUGCGACGAUGUUCCGUGUUAGGUGGGCUAAGGCCAUCGUCCGUGAUGCCAAUGUCUCCGUCAUCGGCAUCAGAUCAGGUGGAGGGAUGAGGACAAGCAUGAUGGUUAGAGAGAUGGCAGUCAGCGUUGUCACGGGCGCCAUUAACUCUGUCAUCGACAAGCUAACUGGCCUGCUCGGCGACCAGGUCAGCAGCAUGCUCGGCAAACAAGUCAAGCUUGGGAUCCAGUACCUGAGAAAUGAACUGAGCAGCAUGAAAGCUGUCUUGUUGAGGCUCUCAGAUAUGGAGGAGCACAUGGACCCGCACACCAAGGAGUGGAGGGACAAGGUGCGGAACAUGUCGUUUGAGAUCGAGGACUGCAUCGAUCGCUUCGUGCAGAACCGCCACAACCAUGGAACCUCCCAGGGUGGUCUGAUGAAGAAGGCCGUGGGUAUCCUCAAGGGGAUAUGGGAUGACCUCCAGAUCAGCAAGGAGAUCGAGGCGCUCAAGGCCAUGGUCGCCGAGGAGAGCGAGCGGCGCAACCGGUACAACAUUGACAUGUGCCAUCCGUCACCUCCACCUGUGCCCUUGGACCAAGGAGGGCUACGUGCACAAUACGAGACGGCCAGAAAUCUUGUGGGCAUUGAUGCACCCCGGGAGAAAAUCUUUGGGUGGCUGAUGGAGCAAGACCCGAAACCAAACGUGGUGGUCAUCUUUGGGAUUGGAGGCUCCGGCAAGACCACACUAGCUUUGGAGGUGUACAACAAGAUCCAAGAACCAUUUGAUUGCAGGGCUUUCGUCUCCGUUUCUCGAACUCCUAACGUCAAGAGCCUUUUAAAAGAUAUCUUGUUUCAAGUCAAUGAAAAAGAGUAUGACAAGUCAGAAAUAUGGGAUCUGGCGCAGAUGAUACUCAAGAUCAGGAACCACCUGAAAGACAAGAGGUACUUAAUUGUUAUUGAUGAUAUCUGGAGCUCAUCAGCUUGGCAACAUGUGAAAUAUGCCUUACCUAUUGAUAACAACAAACGAAGUAGAAUGAUUGCUACAACACGUAGUAAGAAUGUGGCAACAGCAUGUUGUGCUGACAUGGAUGGGCAUAUGUACGAAGCGAAGCUUUUAAGUAUUGAUGAUUCCCGCAGUUUAUUCCUUGGAAGAAUAUUCCCUUCUAACCAAUGUUGUCCCCAAGACUUGAGAGAAGUAGCGGAUGAAAUUUUGAAGAAAUGUGGUGGCUUGCCAUUGGCCAUAAUCAGUAUAGGCAGUUUACUAGCCUGCAAAAGUCGAACAGUUGAAGUCUGGUUGAAAAUACGGAAAUCUGUUUCUUCUGCAGUUGAGAAAGAUUCUCCCAUUGACCAAAUGAAGAGAAUAUUAUUUCUUAGUUAUUUUGAUCUUCCACCCCACUUAAAGGCUUGUUUGUUAUACUUGAGUGUCUUUCCAGAGGAUUAUUACAUUGACAGCAGAUUUUUGAUAUGGAAAUGGAUGGCUGAAGGGUUAAUCCAUGAAGAAAAUAGAGAAGAUAUGGAGAUGCUCGGAGAAAGCUAUUUAAAUGAGCUUAUCAACAGAAGCAUGAUCCAAGCAAGAAAGAUUGGGGCGGAUGGUACAACGGUGAAAUUCUGUGGAGUUCAUGAUAUUGUGUUGGAUUUUAUUACAAGCCAAGCUGCUGAAGACAAAUUUGUCACUGUGUUGAAUGAUGGUAAAUACCCUUCAAAGAAUAUUCGCUGGCUAUCCCUCCACUUAAACUCUUCUGAAGCCGCAGAUUUGCCAAUAAAGGAUGCAUCUCUUCUUCGGUCACUAAAUAUAUUUGGAUCUAGUACUGUACCUAGAGGUAAGCAACUACCUCGAAAUUGCAAAGCUUUGCGAGUGCUCAAUAUAGAAGGUGUUAUGAAGUCUAAGAAUCAUGACAUUCAACAUAUUGGAAGUUUCUAUCAACUGAAGUACCUAAGGAUCACGUUGGACGGAAAACAUACACAAAGGGAAAGACCGUGGGAUUACCGGAUCACAGGCCCCAGAACAGCUAUAACCGAGCUUCCAGAACAAAUUGGCAACUUGCACAAUCUAGAGGUAUUAGAUCUUAGAGGUUGUGUAAUUAUGAAACUACCAAGGACUAUUGUUCAGUUAAAGAAACUCGUGUGCCUUUUUUUGCAUGGAAAUUCGACUCCACUGCCAGACGAAAUUGGGAAUCUGCAAUGCUUGGAGGAGCUUUCAUGGAUCAAUCUUUGUAAAGCAUCUGUAAGGUCUAUUGAAGGGCUUGGGGAGCUGACCAAACUAAGGGCACUUGAUAUUACAUGGAUAUCAUUUGGUGAUGGAGCUUUCAAUGAUGAAGAUCUCAUGAAAGUGUGGGCGUCAUCUCUCUCCAAACUCCUUGCAAACAGCCUACGUUCUUUGCGUUUCACUCAAUUCAAAAGCUCUAACUUCUUAGAUUGGUGGGUGUUUCCGAGUAGCUCCUCUCCUCCGCCUCUCCGGAGGCUAGUCCUUAGGGGACAUAUUUACUUUGGGUUCCCCACCUUACCAAAGCAGAUCAGCUCCCUCAUCAACCUCACUCGCCUUGGCAUUUCAGGUGUAUGUGAAAUGGGAGAGAGGGGAGUCAAUAUCCUCGCAAGUCUACCGAUGUUGCUUUCUCUUACACUGCGUUUGCGCUAUGGUGUACAACUAGGGCAUGCAAUCGGCAGCCAAGGAUUCCGGUGUUUAGUGAAGUUUAGCUUGUGUGCGGAGACCUGCUUGAAGUUUGAGCCAGGAGCUAUGCCAAAGCUCCAGAGGUUAAAACUAGUCUUGGCAAAGUCAGACAAGUACAGCCCCGGUGGUUUUGUCCAAGGAUUGCUGCACCUUUCAAGCCUCAAACAUAUCAGUAUCGGAUCGAGUUACUUCACCAUCGAACAUAGUGAGGAUUGGAAGGAUGAAAUCAGAAAAAUCAUAAGCAUCCAUCCCAACCAGCCAAUACUGGACAGGAUCUGA
Hordeum vulgare subsp. vulgare (domesticated barley) is the source of this 3255-nucleotide messenger RNA. Its product is annotated as disease resistance protein RGA5-like. Lineage: Eukaryota; Viridiplantae; Streptophyta; Magnoliopsida; Poales; Poaceae. Gene Ontology annotation, biological process: defense response to other organism. The coding region runs from base 1 to 3255 and encodes 1084 amino acids. The transcript is spliced from 4 exons. Gene Ontology annotation, molecular function: ATP hydrolysis activity; ADP binding. The record is from RefSeq and is a predicted model, not a curated record.